This is a messenger RNA of Entrophospora sp. SA101, 1245 nucleotides long. The record is from the annotation of a GenBank genome assembly. Lineage: Eukaryota; Fungi; Glomeromycota; Glomeromycetes; Entrophosporales; Entrophosporaceae.
AUGAGCAUAACAGAAGUUCUGAGUGCAAUUAAAUUUCAGCAACAUGCAUUAGAACAGUCCCAUCAUAAUGAGCCAGAAAUUUAUAUAGAAACUUCUAGUAAAGAUAAUAAUAAUAAUUUAACUUUUUCACAAGCAGUAGGGAUAGUCACAGAUAUUCUCUAUGAACGAGAACAUCAAGGAUUGCCACCAAUUUGGAUAUUUGAAGAAUUUCGUGCAGUUAUGGAAUUAGAAGAUAAACGGCUGAAGUAUUUUUUUGAUGAAUUAUAUUUAUCAAUCAACCCGUUAAAAAAAAGCAAAUCUACAAUGGAAAAUGUAUCAAAACAGUUGGUAUUUUUAUGUUAUUUUAUUUGUGGUAUUAGAAAUAAGUUUGUUAAUAAUGCAAAAAGAGAUCUAGGGAUGUAUUUAGAUUCUACUGGGACACCUGAUUCAACGAUAGACACCUUGGCAACAUUAGGUAUGACAAUAACAUCUCGUUCAAUUGCUUACCACAAGGAUGCUAUAUCUAAAAAACAUUUGACAACUGUGGAAUCAAAUCUUGCAGAUACUCAGCUAAUCAAAAUUGGAAUUGAAAACAAUUUUAUGUCAACGUAUUCACUUUCUCAUAACCAACAUUGGGGGUUUCACCUUGUGAGUGAUAAAACAAAGCUUGAAGAAUUAACAGUCCAUAGCUAUGAUGUUCGUUUAAAAGAAAAAAGGAACACAAGAUCACUAAAAGAUGCUGUACUUGUGGAUCUCUUGGAGAGUAAACUUCAAUCAAUGGAAGCUUAUAUAAAUGCUAUUAAUGUUGCAGCAUCUGUUCCAACAAUAAAUAGAUAUAUUGAAGAUGGCAAUGUUUCUAUGAAACGCCCAUUAAAAAGGAGUAAGAAGGAAGGAAGUGCUAAUACAGGAAACAGUAUUCCUAUUCCAGCAAUGAAGAUGAAGGAGGCAUGGCUUUGUCAUCUACCUUUAGGAUAUAGCUCUUCACAUAAGCCUAGUUUGUAUGGUUGUGAUUCUUCUAAUUGUUUUAUUACUAAAACUAUAAUCACUGAAGAAACAGGGCAGCCAGAAAUUUAUACAGAAACUUCUAGAAGUGCUAAUGUAAAAAACAGUAUUCCUAUUCCAGCAAUGAAGAUAAUCACUGAAGAAACAGCCAUUUUACAUCAAAUUAAUUUGAAUAGUAAUGCUGAAGGUGAAGGUCCCGAUUCUAUUCUUGAAGGUGGUAAUGAUGACAUUAAAGAAUUUGCAGAUGGCAUUUUAGUCCCAUGA